This is a messenger RNA of Pocillopora meandrina, 3035 nucleotides long. Lineage: Eukaryota; Metazoa; Cnidaria; Anthozoa; Scleractinia; Pocilloporidae. The record is from the annotation of a GenBank genome assembly.
AUGGAACGUUUGUCCUUUGUGAAAUAUCUUCCCUUACGGCGAAUUGCCCUCGUUUUUAGCUUGUUGGUGUUAUAUACUAUUACUUCAACUCUCUUCAUAAACCACCCACCAUUUCGUUUUAUUGCAAAAACGAACGAAGCAAAUAAAAUCGCCGAUUUCUGUCGUGAGUGGGUACGUCAGCAUCGUGCGUGCUCGGACUGGCAGGCCAUAAUCAAACCGUGUUACGACAAUAUGGCCUGGGGAAAAGUGAAGGAUGGCUGGGAAAUAGCUAACAGAACCGACGCCUCAACAAGUGAGAUAACAUUUCAGGACAUCAGGCCUGCUGGAGAGUACAGUAAGAUUUUCAUCCAAUCAAAAACGACCGACAAUAGAGCGAAAGUAAUUGGUGGAGACACCUGGAGGGUCAACCUACGUGGCCCAUCAAGCAUUGCAGCGACUGUUUUUGAUCACAAUAAUGGAAUUUAUGAAGCUCUGUUUCUUAUUAUGGAGCCUGGUAUCUAUCAACUGUUGAUUCACCUCGACUAUAGUCUGUGCGAUGGAUUCAGGGACCCUCCACGUGAUUGGUUCAUUAAGGGGAACGUUCAUGGGAAAUUUCAACCGAGAAAUCUUUUAGGCCCCAUGGUUGAUUACUUGGCACAGCCCUUUCAGAGCGGAACACAUCUCGAGAUAACCGUAGAAACAACAGAUACGAUCGUGUCAUUAGCCGGUAAGCAACUUGACAGAAAUAAAGGCGAACGCUUUGAAAAUGAGUCGCUUCGAGCGCGUUGAGAAUGAGUCUAUUUUAAAACCAAACCAGAGUAAUCUCAACAAGAUGAACGCUAGUGAGAGCUUAAUGUAAAAACACGAAAACAGCUUGAGGUGCAAGAAAACGCGAUUGAACAAUUCACGAUUGCUUUGAGCUUUAGUUAAUUUAUUGGUUUAAGAAAGUGAUGCGAGUUUUCUGGAUCAUUUACGUCGCAAAGUAAAGCAAAAGCAAUACAAUCUCGGAUUACUCUCGCCACUUAUUUUAAAGCUAUCGUAUACAGCACGCGGAUGGUCUCAGCUAUAGCUACGAUUGGAAGAAAUGUGUCAGAGAACUUGAAGCAAGAGUAGCUAAUGCUGCGACAUCAAGGGUAGUGCUGCUGGAGUGAAGGUAGAUCAAGGCAUUUACAACCGAAAGAGGGGCUUGAAAAUUAAGGAAAAUUAAAGAUUGACAAUUUCAAUAGAAAAUAUACUACAGGUUUAAAAUAUGAGUAAGACAAUAAUAAUAAUACCGCAAAUAAUGAUAACAUUAUGGAUAAUCAUGACAAUAAUAUGAUAAUAAUAAUGAUAAUAAUAAUAAUAAUAGUUAGCUUUUCACAAGGCAAAUUAUUUAAAAAGUAAUAUGAAAACAAAACGUUGUUGACGCUAGGUCAUUAUCACGGUAAAAUGGGGGAAUGUAUUUUUGCCUUGUAAAUAGCUCACUUGGAAACUUAAACGAACUCUAUGGAAAAAAUGAUAGUAAUGAUUAUAAUAAUAAUAAUCAUCAUCAUAUUCAUAUUUAAGAAUUGUAUCCUGUGCCCCUGGAAUUCUCUCUAAAUCCAUUCUUGGUAGUACGCCUACUUUCUUAAUUAAACUGUUCACUCCCGUGAUCGAAAUAUUAAUUCUCCUUUCUGAUUACCAUAUAUUUCUUAUCAGUAGGACGUGAGAAGUAGGUGCUAAAUUAAAAACCAUUUCCUGCCUUAUGUAUUACUUUCUUUUCAGUACGUUUCUGGUGCAAAAUAAAUUGAUGCAAUAGGUUGCUAUAAAAUCAUAAUUUGUUACUCCUGAGAGACUUGAGAGUACCAGACUUGAGAGGGUUUCUCUUUCGACCAGCUCAUGAACAACUGAAAUUUCAAUUAAUUUUCUCUUGAUUCUCUCUUCCCUACAGACAAACUUCAUUCCCUUGAGUCGUGUUCUUCCACGUGCAAUAACUUGUGGGAUGGAUUUGGUCGGUGGAAGAAUGACAAAUGGCGGCCAUACCUCGAAGGUUAGAACUCACCUACCAUAAGCUAAUUGAAAUAGGAUGAAAAAGGGGAGGGAAAUUAAUUAGAAAUUAAUUAGAAAUUAAUAAUAGCAUUAAUGUUGAUUACGAUGGUAAUAAUGAUAAUGAUAAUAUCGAUUAAUAGCAAUAACGAUAACGAGUAUUUAGCAUUGGACAUUCUACGAGGUGGCUCAUCUUGUCCACUCUUUUCAGUUAGAAUUAGAAUUUGAAAUGUUGGUUUUCCAGCAUUUAAUCUACUUUACCAGCAUUGGGUUGUGAUAGGGUUUCGAAGCAAGAAUUAAAUGAAGAAUGUACUGUAAAAAGUGAAAAUUACUUAUAUAACCCUCUUUUGGUAGGCAUAGCACUAGUCUAGAUUUGGAUAGCUUUCCAGAAACAACAUUACUAAUUAAAGUUGUACCUGUAGUUUUAACCCCAACCCGAACUUGUUGUCAGUUGACUGUUGUUUGGUCAUGGGAGGGGUAAGUGUGUGAUUGCUUCGAUACUGACGUUGAGUCCACUUUUCCUUUGAACAGAAUCAUACGACUGGUCCUUACCAGAAAACUACAGCUCUUCUGGUACUUUCUGGGUGUACGGUGAUUCAUUAGGACUUAUGCUGUUUAAUUCAAUCCGCUCUCGUGACCUGUGCACAAAGCUCUACUCCAACUGCAAAAACAGUUAUAACUGGCUCUAUCCAACCAGGAAUGAUAAACCAGUCAACAAUACACGGGAUAACCUCGACUUUCGUCCGGAGAUAGUCUUAAAUGCUAUACGCAGCGUUCUUAAUACGACAGACUUACAGCAACCAUCCAGUGUACUGCUUUUAAACCUUGGACUUCAUUAUACCCGAAGCGUCAAUUUCACAACUUUUCAGAGGGUCAUUGGAGACGUAAUAGACUUGUUGAAAGAGAAAACAAUUGACUCACAAGGCAAAGAAGUUCUAAAGUUAAAAGCGAGGGUCAUUUGGAAAUCAACUACAGCCUUAUGUAAGCAUAAGCAAAGGAACCACAACCCAACAGAUAAGAGAUUCCUCACACCGCAGGUUUGUACCCUAUGA